UGCUUCCAGGUCUGCAGUUACCGUGUUUUUCUUUCUCUCAAGCAUCUCUGUGCUGUGUUUUAAUAUGGGCAAGACCCUUAUAUGUGUUGGGAGAUGCUCCCCAUAGCUGGUAUAUUAUUCUGCCACCUGGCCUAAUCCAAAGUAUUUGUAUUUCCUCUUUCUGCUUUCACGCUUCAAAUGGCUUUUUCUGAAAUCUGUGAACAAUAGUGUAGCACCUGGCUGUUGAGCAGAAGCCUUCCCAAGUCAGUUGGGCACAAAGAUGCCACUUUAUUGAGAGGUAUGUUUUCUUUCUUUUAGAUGUGAAACCUGUAGUGAAGAAGAAGCUAAGUACAGAUGUCCACGAUGCAUGAAAUAUUCAUGCAGUCUGUUGUGUGUAAAGAAGCAUAAGCUUGCACUGAGCUGUAAUGGAAUCAGGGAUAAAACAGCAUUUGUCUCUGUAAAUGAAUUUACUGACUUGAACCUUCUGAGUGAUUAUCGUUUCCUGGAAGAUGUAGGAAGGACAGCUGAUGCUGCUGCUCGAGAUAUUUCUGUGCAUAGGCCAACAACAAAUAAAUUUAUAAAUUACUUGAGAAAUAGAGCUCGGAGACAUAAUAUCAACCUCAAAACUCUGCCCAUUGGAUUUACAAAAAGAAGAGAAAAUUCAACCAUCUUCAAUAAGAAGGAGCAAAAGUUUUACUGGCAUUUGAAACUCAUGUUUCCUCACUGUCAUGCUGAAUACACGUUAAAAAGGGUGCCUGAGGAUAAAACACUCUCUGAUAUCCUUAAGCCCUAUAUUGAUCCAGUGGAGUCAGAUCCUGUAGUUUGUCAAAGAUUAAAAAUCUAUACAAUGUCUCCUCAGUCAGAUAUACAAAUUUUAAUGAAAAUAGAAAACAGAAGACAAAACUCCACCAGGUACAAUGAACUGGAUGCCGGUAGGAGUCUCCUAGACAAUUUGAAAGACAAAGUAAUAAUUGAGUACCCAACGUUAUUUGUGGUCUUGAAAACAUUGAAGAAUGACAUGGUGGUUCUUGGCCAAGAUGCCAGUGAACCUGCUGAGGACUCGAACAGUGAAAGUUCAUCCCUUUCGUCUGAGGAAGAAGGGGAAAUUCGGGAGAGUUCAUGACAAUUCUUUGAGAGAAGAGGGUGGGAUGCGCCUUUUAUAUUUUUUCUUUUAUUUAAUUAAAUCUUUUUUUAUAUGACCGAGUUCUUUGAGGUUCAGUUUGGUAUGCUUUACUAAAGACAGCACUUCCAAACUGACCGUUUAAUUAUGGAUUUUGUAAUGCGUAUUUAGCUAUGUAAAUAAAGACAGGGAUUGUUGGUUCCAGAAAAGUCUGAUUAUUCUUAUUGCAUUGCACACUUUUGUCUAUAUAUCUUUCAAAAAAUCAGAGUAACCCAAACUUAAAGCUUCCAGGUUAGCUUCAACAGUAUAUUUUUUCCCCUUUAUCCUAAAAUUUUGGUAUCUUAUUUCUCUAUCUGGUGUAGUUGAACUGGUUGGUUUUAACUAUCUGUAUUUCUGUUUACAUUUAUGAGUCAGAAUACUUAAAUUCCUUUUAAAAUCCUGUGUUUUCUUGGACAAAUUUUCUUUUAGGGUAUUUCUUGUCAUGCUUAGCUGCUGCAGAUGGUCUUACUUUGCUGUUGAUUUUAAUCUUCUGUGGUGACGUUUUGGGUGCUUAGCGCAGUAUUGUUUUUUCUUAUUUGGUUGCAUCCUGCUGACUGUAUUAAGCAAGGGAUGAGAUCGAGCCAUGGUUUCUGGCUGGCGUGCUGCUGUAUGUUUAAUCUUCCAGCGUGAUGUUCCAAAUUAGCAUGUGUUUAAGAAUCAACAGAAACGAAUACGUGGAGUCUCACUAAUGCACAUAUAUUGGACAGUGCUUAUGCUGUGCACCUUAUGUUAUUAGUUUAUCUACUGAAGCCAGGUAUUGCAAAUAUGUACUGGAAUAUCAACUAGGCCUUACCUAAUUCGAAACAAACCUUAAAAUUGUGUGCCAUAUCAUCUGCUGACAACAGAAAUUGUUUACCUCUGUGGCAAGAUUUCAAGAUCCCAGAUCACUUGUCGCCCAUAUCCAAGUCCCUCGUGUCUGUGGGAUCUGUUGGAGGAUGAAAAGAAGUGCCUGAGAGCAAGGUGUGCUGCAAGCGGUGUUAGACAGGUCGGGCCCUCUGCACAUGGGCACCGUGCGGUUCUCAGAAAUCAGCAUAGGUAGCGUGGGCCUGUCUGCUCGGGGCUGUUUUGGGAUCAGUUUGCGGGGAGGGGGGGUUUGUGGUUCAUCUAAGGACUAGCCACAAGUCAGCGUUUGUAAAGUCUUAAGCACGUGGUCAUUUAGUAAACAGCUCUGUGGAUUUAAGUUGUUGCCAUCAUCAUUACCGCAGUCUGUCUGUCUCCUGCCUGAGAUUAUCACCUUCAUAACAAAAGCGGGUGGCAUGGGACACGCACAAGUCGGCCACCUAAGUGCAGAGCGUGGUGAUUUGACCUUAAACUGCCAUGCAGGUCAGUCAUAAGAGUGUUCUUUCUGCCAACAUUACAGAUAGGAAGAGAACAGAAAACCGUGAAGACACUUGUUGCGGUCACAUAGAGGGGUAAUAGCAACAUAGGGCAGGGCUCGGGCCUCCAGGCUCGCGGUGUAGCAUUUGGGCACCAGCUUGUUGGUUCUCUACCAGGCAUACUCCUUGGAGAGGAUUUUUGAAUUUUACAUGUUAGUCUUCUACGCUUUUGCAGUCAGACUGUCUAUAAAAAAUUGUUCACUGACGCAUCCAGCUAAUGAAUUUUGGAAAGAGCACCAGACUGUUGUAGGUCACAUACUAGUAUUUCUUACGAAAAUAUCAUACGCCCUUUGUGUGUUUUGCAACCUUUGGUAAAACAAGGACUUUUUCUUCUUGCCUGGCAGUAGCUGCCUGUGUUACCUUUUGGGGUUUGUUUGUUUGUUUUUUUAUCAUUAUUGGUCCCUUGCCCACAGCUUACUUCCUUUUCUUUAUAUAUAAACCCUUUUGAAAGGACUGUGAUUCCUAGCUAUAGGUACUGCUUUCAUUUCUUUUCAGUUCAGCGAAAGCGAAUGAGCUUUUCCUAGUCAGUGAUGACUGCGUGCUGACUGGGUAGCCACAAAUUACUUUAAAUCAGUCUUGCAUCCAUCCAUAUUAAUACCAAUAGAAGAGCAGAACAAGAUUGCCACAGUUCAUCUGCCAGAAUAUGUUUCAUCUGCAGUAAAUGCAUGGUAUUCCUGUUCUUAAGAUUCAUCACACAUACUGGAAAUCAGAGUGCUGCAGAUACUAACGUACGAUCUGCAUGUGUAUGUGAUUAGUCUUUGGCUGAGCAAUAUAGAUUUGUAAUAGAUGUGAUUUGCGUUACUUUCCUACGCUCCUGGAGGUUUUCAUUAAUUAUAUGAAAGGAUUUGCCUGCUUUGUUUUCCUACAUUAAGUCCAGUUUAAGCUCUCUUGUCCGUCAAACACAACCCUAAUUUGUUUUUAAGUGAAGAUGCCAUUAAAUCUAUCCUGCAGAUUGAAAUCUUUCCUGACUUUAAAGAAGGCUUUAAAAAUGAUUAAGGACCAUUCCUGUCGUGGUCAUUAGAAGUGAAAUUUACCAAAUGAAGCUGUGGAUCGUCUUCGGUUUUCAGUCAAAUUCAGAGUAAAAAAGGCCUUGUUAACAAGUGCAUUUGCCAUUCAUUCCCAGCUUACUGCGUACCUAUUCUUAUUUGUUUCUGAGAUCAGUGACGUUAGUUUAAACUGUGGUGAUUCAUCAGAUGUGAGCUAAAAGGGAAUCCAAAUAUUUUUGUUAGGAGUAGCGAAAUUUGUUCAAUUUUUCUUUAGAAAAACGAACCAGCAUCGUGGUCUCUGGCCAAAAGCACAGCCUGACUGAUGACAGUUGACCAGUGCCAGUCCCACAACAGUGACAAUUCAUAAUAAUAAGGUUGGAGUUUUUUAAUCAAACUUUGAGCUUUUUGACUAGGUGGAUGAUUUUUAACGCUUUUGUAGGCAGUUAGGACAAAUUUUUAAUUCCUCUCUGAAUGAUUUAUCCCAGAGUGAGCAUCUUGUUAAUAAACUGAGGAGAGAAAGCGCAUCUUAAAAACUCAUAUUUUUAAAUUGCUGGGUCAAGCACUUGAAAUUUAGGACGUGGAGCUGAGGCUGCCUGGAAAACUUCUGUUCUAUUCAUUUUGAAAACAUACUAUCAUAAUCUUUAUCUCACAUGAGGAUAUCUACGGGCUCUGACUUGAUUCAGCACAGAUGAUAUCUGUGCAUGAAGACUGUAAUGUUGUUUAAAUCUUCAUCAUUCAAUACCAAGUUGCACUGAGGGCUUGAUUUUAAGGCUAGUAUGCUUAUUCAUUUGCUUUCCUCAUAAAGUACUUAUCGAACUAAUUGUAUGCAGCGUUGUUACGUUUCCUUUAAUGUUCAGCCUUCUCAGGUUUCAAACCCUGAACUUUCAUUUGACAGCGUGCUUGCGCUGGGGGACCAUAAGCUUAAACAACAAGGAGUAAAGGCUCUUGUCCUGAAUGAACAUACUGCUAAAAAAAAGUUAAACGCUUAUGAAGUCAUCCGUUUCACAGACCGUAAGGGACAAAAAUAGAGCAUAGCUAAGAGCAUAGCACUAGCUAAGAAGUAGGACUGAGUCAGCCAUGUGAGAGAACUUGGUUCUUUUCCUUUUUUGUAUAACUUCCUGGGAGUAUAAGGUUUAAGUUAUUGUACUGUCAUGGUAACUGGUAUACUCUCAGGAGAAAAGCUAAAUUUUGAAUGAAUGCAUCUGAAUUCUAGGUUGUUUUUGAUUUCCUCUUUAUCUUGGCAUUAGGAAUUUUUUAUCUGCUGUUCUUAAGACUAGGUCUUAGGGGCGUGCUUGGCUAGAGGGCUAACUAACCUUCGUUACUCCAGGAACGCGGUACGUUUGUAUUUUGCAUUAUAAGUAAAAUUCAUUACUGUGCAGGAUACCCACACUAGUCUUACACAAAAAGAAAAAGAAGAAGAAAGAAAAAGCAUCAACUUACAAGUUCACCUUAGUGCUGAUACGCCGUCCCACCUGGGCGUUCUGUGUAAGGACAGCUCUGAUGCAGACCUUGCCCUGCCAGAUACGGCUGGCUGUUCUCUGUUGACAUCUGUAGGAGCGGAGAAUGCAUAACACCUUGCAAGAGCAGGCUUUCAGAGAGUAAAUAUACAGCUGUGAUGAUGUAACUUCAGGCCAUGUUUGGUCACAAACAUUUCACUCUGCUUUCUUAAGCCCCCCUCUUUUCCUGAAAACAUUUACUCUUCCUCUCUCCAAAGGAAAAAAUAUCUUGAAUUUGUUUGUGUUGUUGCUAUGACAUUCAGUUAAACUCUAUGCAGAUGCAGGUUCUGUUAAUAAGAAAAAAAAAAAGAACUGUGUACUUGAGUGAAUAAAGAUUACCCUGUGUUUGUAUUAGAAUGUUGCUAUGGCAGUGCAUAUGGUUUUAUUUGGUGGAAAUUUGUGGCAAAAUGGAAGGAAGUCGCAUGUAUGCAAGACAAACAAGAAAUGGCAGCAAAAACAGCUCAGAAUAAAUACUGAAACUGAAAGGGGAGUUGCAGAUGACAUAUAA
Molecule: messenger RNA, 5504 nt
Organism: Struthio camelus australis
Lineage: Eukaryota; Metazoa; Chordata; Aves; Struthioniformes; Struthionidae
Source: RefSeq, a predicted model, not a curated record